Myotis lucifugus (little brown bat) is the source of this 11418-nucleotide messenger RNA. RefSeq names its product E1A binding protein p400 (gene EP400). The record is from RefSeq and is a predicted model, not a curated record. Gene Ontology annotation, molecular function: ATP binding; ATP-dependent chromatin remodeler activity. NCBI's taxonomy places the organism in Eukaryota, Metazoa, Chordata, Mammalia, Chiroptera, Vespertilionidae.
ACCAGCUGCCGGUGGGACAGACAGUCACAUGUCUCCAGUGCUGCUGACCAGGCUCGUAAUAAGGGGUGAUCAGACGGUGAUAUUUGCCUUGAAGUAACUUGAUUUCAACUUUGAUUUUUCAGGAGAACAUUAAGUUGGAUAAAAAGGGGGGCGAUAAUGCACCACGGCAGCGGCCCUCCGAAUGUCCAGCACCAGCUGCAGAGGUCCCGGGCCUUCCCCAGCAGCGAAGAAGAGCAGCAGGCCCACCCAAACCCACCCCCAUCCCCCGCCACGCCUUUCGCACCCUCGGCCAGCCCAUCCGCACCCCAGUCGCCCGGGUACCAGGUUCAGCAGCUCAUGAGCAGGAGUCCCGUGGCCGGGCCGAACGUGAACCUCGCCCUGCAGAACGUGGGGCCAGUGGUGGCAGGAAACCCCCCGCUCACGCUGGCCCCGCUGCCACUCCCCAGCCCCACCUCUCCGGGCUUCCAGUUCAGUGCCCAGCCGAGGCGCUUUGAGCACGGAUCGCCGUCCUACAUCCAGGUCACCUCACCACUGUCCCAGCAGGUGCAGACCCAGAGCCCCACCCAGCCCAGCCCUGGGCCGGGGCCAGGCUUACAGAAUGUGCGGGCAGGCGCACCCGGGCCUGGCCUGGGCCUGUGCAGCAGCAGCCCCACCGGGGGCUUCGUGGAUGCCAGUGUGCUGGUGAGGCAGAUCAGCUUGAGCCCGUCCACGGGUGGGCACUUCGUGUUCCAGGAGGGCUCGGGCCUCGCCCAGAUGGCCCAGGGAGCCCCAGUCCCGCUGCAGCACACAGGGACUCCCAUUGCAAUGCGAGAACGGAGACUGUCCCAGCCCCACGGGCAGCCGGGGGGGACUGUGCACCACCUGGGACCCCAGAGCCCCGCGGCCUCGGGCGGAGCUGGCCUGCCGCCCUUGGCCAGCCCCGGCCACAUCACCACCGCCAGCCUGCCGCCCCAGAUCAGCAGCAUCAUCCAGGGGCAGCUGGUCCAGCAGCAGCAGCAGCAGCAGCAGCAGCAGGUGCUGCAGGGGCCACCAUUGACCCGGCCUCUGCUGCCCGGGGUUGGGGGGGCUUCGGCGUUCGGGAUGACAUCCCCGCCGCCCCCCAGCAGCCCUUCCAGAACCUCGGUGCCCCCGGGCCUCUCCAGCCUUCCCCUCUCGUGCUCGGGGAGCAGGAAGACACCCAAGAAGCUGGAGGAGAUCCCCCCAGCCUCCCCAGAGCUGGCCCAGAUGCGGAAGCAAUGCCUGGACUCUCACCUCCGGGAGAUGGAGGCUUUGAGGGAGGCCUUCAAGGAGUACCUGAUUGAGCUGUUCUUCCUGCAACACCUGCAAGGGAACAUGAUGGAUUUCCUGGCUUUCAAGAAGAAGCACUACGCCCCGUUACAAGCUUAUCUUAGGCAGAACGAUCUGGACCUGGAGGAGGAGGAGGAAGAGGAAGAGGAGGAGGAAGAAAAGUCUGAGGUUAUCAAUGAUGAGCAGCAAGCCCUCGCAGGGACCCUGGUGGCAGGGGCUGGCAGUACGAUAGAGACGGACCCCUUUAAGAGGCAGCAGGCGGGACCCCCGGCAGAGCAGUCUAAGCGACCUCGGCUUGAAGUGGGUCACCAAGGGGUAGUUUUCCAGCACCCAGGGGUGAAUACAGGAGUUCCUCUCCAGCAGUUAAUGCCGACAGUUCAAGGAGGGAUGCCUCCCGCCCCUCAGGCCGCCCAACUGGCCGGACAGAAGCAAAGCCAGCAGCAGUAUGACCCGUCCACGGGGCCUCCGGUGCAGAAUGCCGCCAGCCUGCACACACCUCCACCGCCGCUGCCCGGCAGGCUGCCCCCGGCCGGCCUCCCCACCGCACCCCUGCCACCCACGCUGCAGUACCCGCCACAGCCGCCGAUGGGGGAGCCGCCGACACAGCUGCACGUGGCCACAAAGGCCCAGCAGCCCAACCCCCCGGUCCCCGUGCCCCCUGCCAGCCAGCUCCCUGUGCCCCCGCAGGCCACACAGCCGGCCCUGCUCGCCCCAGUGCCCGGGAAGGCGCAGAUGCAGGCCCCUCCGCCGCCGUCCCAGCCGCAGACGGUGGCCUCCGCGAGACCACCCACAGACCCCGCCCAGCCCAGUCCUCGGCCCCCGCCCCCCUCCUCCACCUCGUCCAUCGCUCCCGGCAGUGGCUCCGGCCCGGGGGCCUCGCCAGCACGGGCCUCCCCGGUGAACAGACCCUCCUCAGCAGCCAGCAAGUCUCUGUCUCCAGUCACCUCCCGGUCCCCAGGGGCAGCUGUGUCAGCCCCCCCAAAACCACAGAGCCCAGCUCAGAACGCGGCUGCACCCCAAGACGGUUCUCAGGACAAGCUGGCAGAGCAGAUGGCACUGGAAAACCAGAUCCAUCAGCGGAUAGCCGAGCUGAGGAAGGAAGGCCUGUGGUCCCUGAGGCGGCUGCCCAAGCUGCAGGAGGCCCCGCGCCCCCGUGCACACUGGGACUACCUGCUGGAGGAGAUGCAGUGGAUGGCCACCGACUUCGCCCAGGAGCGGCGGUGGAAGGUGGCUGCUGCCAAGAAGCUCGUCAGGACGGUGGUGCGUCAUCACGAGGAGAAGAAGCUGCGAGAGGAAAGGGGCCGGAGAGAGGAGCAGAGCCGGCUCAGGCGCAUCGCCGCCUCGGCUGCCAGGGAGAUAGAGUAUUUCUGGUCCAAUAUCGAACAGGUUGUGGAAAUCAAACUACAAGUCGAAUUAGCGGAGAAGAGGAAGAAGGCCUUGCAUUUACAGAAAGUUUCCAGGAAAGGAAAGGAGCCGAGACCCAAGGGCCCCGAGGUGCUGCUGGAAAGUGUUCUGGACCCGGGAGCAGCUGGCAGGAAACGGAAAGCGAGCACGACCCUCACUGAUGACGAAGUGGAAGACGAGGAGACGAUUGCAGAGGAGGAGGCGAACGAAGGGGCCGUGGACCACCAGUCAGAGCUGUCUAACCUCGCCAAGGAAGCUGAGCUGCCCCUCAUCGACCUGAUGAAGCUGUAUGAAGGGGCCUUUCUGCCGAGCUUCCAGUGGCCCCAGCCUCAGCCCGGCGGCGAGGAGACGAGUGAGGAAGAAGAGGUGGAAGACGGCCCCGGCGACCAGGAGGGCCGCAGGGACGUGGUGCUCAUAGACUCGCUGUUCAUCAUGGACCAGUUCAAAGCCGCCGAGAGAAUGGGUGUCGGGAAGCCUCACACAAAGGACAUCGCGGAAGUGACCGCCAUGGCUGAAGCCAUCCUGCCCAAGGGCAGCGCUCGAUUCAGCACCACGGUGAAGCUGACUGCCCCGCCCCUGCUGCACGGCACGCUCAGGGAGUACCAGGCGAUCGGCCUGGACUGGCUGGCCAAGCUCUACCGGAAGAACCUCAAUGGCAUCCUGGCGGACGAUGCCGGGCUGGGGAAGACCGUGCAGAUCAUCGCCUUCUUUGCCCACCUCGCCUGCAACGAAGGCAACUGGGGCCCUCACCUGGUCGUCGUGAGGAGCUAUAACAUCCUCAAGUGGGAGCUCGAGCUGAAGCGCUGGUGUCCUGGGCUCAAGACCCUCGUAUAUGUUGGCAGCCACCGAGAACUCAAAGCAAAGAGACAGGGAUGGACCGAGCCCAACAGCUUCCACGUCUGCAUCACGUCCUACAAGCAGUUCUUCCGGGGCUACGCGGCCUUCACGCGGGUGCGCUGGCGGUGCCUGGUCAUCCACGAGAUGCAGCGCGGUCAAGGCCUGAGCGAGCGGCACUGGGAGGCGGUGUUCACCCUGCAGAGCCAGCAGCGCCUGCUCCUGAUCGACGCGCCGCUGCACAACACCUUCCUGGAGCUGUGGACCAUGGUGCACUUCCUCAUCCCGGGCCUCUCGCGGCCCUACCUGCACGUCCCCCUGCAGGCCCCCACCGAGGAGAACCAGGACUACUACCACAAGGUGUUCAUCCGCCUGCACAGAGUGACCCAGCCGUUCAUUCUGAGGAGAACCAAGAGGGACACGGAGAAGCAGCUGACCAAGCGGUAUGAGCACGUGUUGAAGUGUCGCCUGUCCAGUCGACAGAAAGCCUUGUACGAGGACGUCAUCCUGCAGCCUGGGACCCAGGAGGUGCUGAAGGGCGGGCACUUUGUGGACGUGCUGAGCAUCCUGCUGAGGCUGCAGCACAUCUGUAACCACCCGGGGCUGGUGGAGCCCCGGCUCCCGCGGUCCUCGUUUUCGGCCCGGCCGCUGCAGCUCCGCUUGGCCUCCCUCGUGCUGAAGGCGCUCGACAGGGAUGCCUGGACGGAAACGGAUCUUUCUAUAUUUGACCUUAUUGGCUUAGAAAAUAAAAUGACUCGCCACGAGGCUGAGCUGCUGUGCAAGAAGAGGGUGUCACGGAAACUCAUGGAGGAGCUCUUCACCGCCCCGCCCCCGCCCGGCCGGCCCCCCGCGGUCCGACUGAAGCCCAGCAGGUUGUUCCAGCCUGUGCAGUACGGCCAGAAGCCCGAGGGCCGCACGGUGGCUUUCCCCAGCACACACCCGCCCCGGACGGCCACCUCCACGGCGGCCACGGCCACGCCCCAGGGCCACGUGCGAGGACGGCCGCCCAUCGCCACGUUCUCUGCUAACCCGGAUGCCAAAGCGGCAGCGGCCCCCCAGGCUCCCACCGGUGCUCCGAGACCCCAGGCCGCCUCGACCUGCAGCACAGCUCCUAGCCCAGCCCAUCCUGCGAAACUGCGGGCUCAGACCGCGCCCCAGGCCUCCGCCCUGGGCCCAUCCCAGCCCCAGCCCCAGGCCCCCUCGCACCCGGCCGGGCAGAGCACGCUGCCUCAGGGGCUGCUGCUCACCUCCCAGGCCCAGGCGCGCCUGCCUAGCGGGGAGGUGGUCAAAAUAGCACAGCUGGCGUCACUCGCAGGACCGCCCAGUCGCGUGGCCCAGCCAGAGACCCCGGUGACGCUGCAGUUCCAAGGGAACAAGUUCACCUUGUCUCACAGCCAGCUGCGGCAGCUCACCGCCGGCCAGCCCCUGCAGCUGCAAGGCAGCGUCCUUCAGAUUGUGUCCGCCCCCGGGCAGUCCUACCUGCGACCGCCAGGCCCCAUGGUGAUGCAGACCGUGUCUCAGGCGGGUGCCCUGAGCGCCCUGGGAAGCAAGCCCCCGACCAGCGGCCCCGGCCCCGCUCCCGUGGCCCCACCAGUUGGUGUGCCUGGUCGAGUGGCGGUCAACCCCCUGACUGUGGGCGAACCCGGCAUGGCCCCCAAACCAGCGUCUCCCAUCGGGGGGCCCACCCAGGAGGACAAGGCCCGGCUUCUGAGAGAGCGGCUGGACCAGGUCCACUCUGUCAAUGAGCGGCGCUGCUCCCGCGCCCCCAUCUACGGGGCAGACCUGCUGGCGGCUUGUUCCCUGGCCUGUGGAGAACGGGGCUCGGGGCUCGGAGCUCUGGGGAGCAGGCAUGGGAAGGGGGCCAGGCCAGCGAGUGUCUGCACGUCACCUUCAAACCGUCACAGGGACCUGAUUUUGACGCUGACUCAACGUCAAGAGUCCCUCCAAGAUCUUAUCGACAGGGUGGCCUGUGUGAUCCCGCCAGUGGUGGCCUCACCCCCGUCCUUGUGGGUGCCGCGGCCGCCCUCCCUCUACAGCCACAGGAUGAGGAUCUUCAGGCACCGCCUGCAGGAGCACACGGCGCCCUACGCCCGGCAGCUGCAGCGGGUGACCGCCCCGCGCUCGCUGCAGUUCCCCGAGCUGAGGCUGGUCCAGCUGGACUCAGGAAAGCUGGAGGCCCUGGCGAUGCUGCUGAAGAAGCUGAGAUUAGAACGACGCCGGGUGCUGAUCAUGUCACAGAUGGUCCUCAUGCUGGACAUCUUGGAGAUGUUCCUGAACUUCCACUUCGUCACCUACAUCCGCAUCGACGAGAACGCCAACAACGAGCAGCAGCAGGAGCUGGUGAAGAGCUUCAACAGAGACAGGCGCAUCUUCUGUGUCAUCCUCUCCACGCGCAGCCGCUCGUCAGGGGUGAGCCUGGUGGAGCCCGACGCCGUGGUGUUCUACGACCACGACCUGAACCCGGUGCUGGACGCCCAGGCCCAGAACUGGUGCGACAGGAUCGGGAGGCGCAAGGACGUGCAUGUGUACAGGCUUGUGAGUGCCAAUUCCAUUGAAGAGAAACUUUUGAAGAAUGGAACCAAGGAUCUGAUCCGAGAAGUGGCUGCUCAGGGAAACGACUACUCCAUGGCGUUCCUGACGCAGCGCACCAUCCAGGAGCUGUUUGAGGUGAGCGUUCCCGUGGAGGAGCCGGUCUUCCUCGUGACGGCCGAGGAGUUUGUGGUCCUUCCCCAGGAGCCGACCGUCACGGAGACCAUCGCGCCCAAGAUCGCAGGGCCUUUCAUCGAGGCCCUGAAGAGCAUCGAGUGCCUGGAGGGAGACGCACAGGAGCCCGCAGGGGAGGCCGUGCCUGGGUCACCGGACCCUGACGGCCUGCGGGACCAGGAGCCCUCGCAGCUGGAGGAGUUGGCCGACUUCAUGGAACAGCUCACCCCAAUUGAAAAAUAUGCUUUGAAUUACCUGGAACUAUUCCAUUCUUCCAUCGAUCAUGAAAAAGAGAGGAACGGUGAGGACGCCGUGCUGACUGCAGUGAGCGCCUGGGAGGCCCAGAACCUGCGGGCGCUGCAGGAGCAGGAGGCCCGGGCGCUGCAGGAGCAGGAGCAGGAGCAGCUGCUCACCUACACCCGGGAGGACGCCUACAACGCGGAAUACAUCUACGAAGGAGCGGACGGGCAGACCGAAGUCAUGCCGCUCUGGACCCCACCCACGCCGCCCCAAGACGACAACGACAUCUACAUCGACUCGGUCAUGUGUCUCAUGUACGAGACCACGCCCAUCCCCGAGUCCAAGCUGCCCCCGGUGUACGUGAGGAAGGAGCGCCGGCGGCACCGGACGGACCCCUCAGCUGCAGGCAGGAAGAAGAAGCAGCGGCACGGGGAGGCGGUCGUGCCCCCGCGGUCGCUCUUCGACCGUGCCACGCCGGGCCUGCUGAAGAUGCGGCGGGAGGGGAAGGAGCAGAAGAAGAACCUCCUGCUGAAGCAGCAGACGCAGUUCGCCAAGCCUCUGCCCACCUUCGCCAAGCCCGCUGCCGAGUCGGGUCCCGACAACCCCGAGUGGCUCAUCAGCGAGGACUGGGCGCUGCUGCAGGCCGUGAAGCAGCUGCUGGAGCUGCCUCUGAACCUCACCAUCGUGUCCCCGGCCCACACGCCCAACUGGGACCUCGUCAGCGACGUCGUCAACUCCUGCAGCCGCAUCUACCGCUCCUCCAAGCAGUGCCGCAGCCGCUAUGAGAGCGUGCUCAUCCCCAGGGAGGAGGGCAAGAGCAAGAACAACCGUCCUCUGCGCACGGGCCAGAUUUACGCCCAGGACGAGAACGCCACGCACACCCAGCUGUACACGAGCCACUUCGACCUGAUGAAGAUGACCGCCGGCAAGAGGAGCCCCCCCAUCAAGCCCCUGCUUGGCAUGAACCCCUUCCAGAAAAACCCCAAGCACGCGUCCGUGCUGGCAGAAAGUGGCAUCAACUACGACAAGCCCCUGCCUCCUAUCCAGGUUGCAUCUCUCCGUGCCGAGCGAAUCGCCAAGGAGAAGAAGGCCUUGGCCGACCAGCAGAAGGCACAGCAGCCGCCUGUGACGCAGCCUCCUCCACCCCCGCCGCAGCCACAGCCCCCACCGCCCCAGCAGCCACCACCGCCUCUGCCCCAGCCCCCAGCGGCCGCCGGCAGCCAGCAGCCCUCGGGGCCGCCCGCCGUGCAGCCCCCUGCCCAGGCGCAGCCUCCAGCACAGCCUGUGCAGCCCCCACAGAAGGCGCCCCCUGCGAUCACUACGGUGGGCAGUGCCGCCGUGCUGGCCGGAGCCAUCAAGACCUCUGUGACGGGGACAAGCAUGCCAGCAGGCACAGUGAGCGGAAACGUGAUCGUGAACACCAUCGCGGGUGUCCCUGCUGCCACCUUCCAGUCCAUUAACAAGCGCCUGGCCUCGCCCGUGGCGCCUGGAGCCCUGACGAGCUCCGGAGGCUCGACGCCGGCCCAGGUGGUCCACACCCAGCCCCGAGCGGUGGGCUCCCCGGCCACGUCUGACCUGGUGUCCCUGGCGCCGACGCAGGGCGUUCGUGCGGUCACCUCCGUGACAGCCUCGGCCGUGGUCACCACCAGCCUGGCUGCCGUGCAGGCCCCAGCCCGGUCUUUGGUGACGCAGGUGUCCCAAGCCACAGGCGUGCAGCUCCCAGGGAAGACCCUCACGCCCGCACACUUCCAGCUCCUCCGGCAGCAGCAGCAGCAGCAGCAGCAGCAGCAGCAGCCGCCGCCGCCUCCACCGCCCUCCCAGGCGCAGGUCCCGCAGCUCCAGGGCCAGGCCCAGUCGCCCGCACAGAUCAAAGCUGUCAGCAAGCUGACCCCGGUGAGCACCUCCUGGGAAACCACGGGCCCACUUGGCCCCCCGCCGCCCACCGCACAGGUGCAGGUGCAGCCUCCACCGCCGGCACAGCAGCCGAGCCCCCAGCUCACCACCGUCACCGCCUGGGCCGGAGCCCUGCUCACGGGCACCACCGUGGCCAACCUCCAGGUGGCCCGGCUCACGCGGGUCCCCACGUCACAGCUGCAGGCGCAAGGCCAGAUGCAGGCACAGGCGCCCCCGCCGGCGCAGGUGGCCCUGGCGAAGCCUCCGGUGGUGUCCGUGCCCGCGGCCGUGGUCUCCUCGCCAGGCGUCACGACCCUGCCCAUGAACGUUGCUGGGAUCAGUGUGGCCAUCGGGCAGCCGCAGAAAGCCACAGGACAGACCGUGGUGGCCCAGCCCGUGCACGUGCAGCAGCUGCUGAAGCUCAAGCAGCAGGCUGUGCAGCAGCAGAAGGCCAUCCAGCCGCAGGCCGCCCCGGGCCCGGCCGCUGUCCAGCAGAAGAUCACCGCACAGCAGAUGGCUGCGCAGGGCCAGCCACAGAAGGUCACCUAUGCCACCCAGCCAGCCCUGAAAACCCAGUUUCUCACCACACCCAUCUCCCAGGCGCAGAAGCUGGCCGGGGCGCAGCAGGUGCAGACCCAGAUCCAGGUUGCCAAGCUCCCUCAGGUUGUGCAGCAGCAGAGCCCGGUGGCCGGCAUCCCACAGGUGGCCUCCGCCUCCCAGCAGGCUUCCCCGCAGACGGUGACGCUCACCCAGGCGGCGGCAGCGGGGCCGCAGGUCCAGGUGAUCCCCGCAGUGACCGCGGCCGCCCAGGCCGUCCAGCAGAAGCUCCUGCAGCAGCAGGUGGUGACCACGGCGGCGGCCCAGCUGCAGACCCCGGGCGUCCCCACCCCCACGCAGGUGCCGGCCAGCGCUGACAGCCCCAACCAGCAGCCCAAGCUACAAAUGCGCGUGCCUGCCGUCCGGUUAAAGACGCCCACCAAGCCCCCCUGCCCCUAGUCCGGAAAGCGGGCGCCGUCCUGUGGAACUGGGGGCCGUGUCCUGUGACGUCCAGCCCUGACGCUGCGGCGAGGGGAGCCGCCCAUGCAGUGCUCUCGGGCCGCAGCUUCUGUGCGACAGCAGGAGGCGCCUCGGCAGCUUCUCCGGGUCCUUCCACCUCCCAGCGCCUCCAGCGCCGCACAUCACGGGGCGACUCGGACCGUGAGUCGUAAACACGGUCUGGGCAGCACAGCGUCGGCCUCUGUGGUUCUUUAGACCCAACGCAAAGCGCAUCCUGGUCCUGGGAGGAGAGGCCACCUGAGGUCGGUCAGCUCAGAUCCGGGACGGCCAGGGUGGCUGCUUCCUUCUCUACGUGUGACUCUGGGACCUUCAAAGGAGCAUCUGGUCCCCGUGCCAUCGAAGCAGGUCCGCGUACCAGCUCUCGUGGAGGGACGACGCUGGGGUUGAACUUUCAUUCCAAAGAGCAGCCAGUGUGACUCGUUUCCAUGCAGGUGGCGCCUUCCGGCCGCUCCCCAUCCCCACGCACCUCCGUCCUUCCCAGCUGUCGGACUUGGCGCUGAGGCAGCUCCAGGAGCUGAGCCCUGGUCUCCAUUGGUCGGGCCCAGGCAGGUGUCACAGCCGCGUGGGGCUCAGGGAGAGGUGCCUGUCACCGCUCGCCCGGCUCAGGCCCAGCCCGGCCCGGCCUGUCUGCAGAGCUGGGCACCUGCUCACACAGUGGUCGCUGUGGCUCUUUCCGUAGAUGAGACCUCAGGUUUCUGGGCCAGGGCCUCCCCCACAAGCAGGCACGUGCCAUCGUGGUUGUGUGAGGGUGAACCCUGGCUGAGGGCAGAGGCCCCGUGUUUGCGCUUGCGUCUGUGUCUUCUCUGGCGAGAUGGCAGCAGCGGCUGCAGUGCUCGCCACGCACACUGCACUCCAAGGACGCCUCUCUGCUGGGGGCGUCCGACUCGGUCCCGGUCGGCUCUGUUAGGUCUGUGUGUGCGGAGAUGAGCUGCAGCGCCUGGGAGACGCGGGACCAUCUCUGCUCCCCUCCCCACUGAACCGCUCACUGGCAGGGGCGGCUUCUGUCCGGUGUUGGUUUCCCUCCGUUUGUGUGGACAGCAGGGCGGCGACACUUGGGGAGCCAGUGAGUGAAACUCUUGUGCGACAUUUGGAGGAAAGUAAAAAAUCAAGUGUUGAAAAGGGAAGGUAUUUAUUUAACAUUUCAGUGAGCUGAACGUAUGGAAACAGGACCGUCAGCCAGGCCUGUGGGUUGUGUUCGCUACCAGCCGGCAGGCAGGACGGCGCCGAGGGCUCUGCCUUGUCACUGGGAGACGGCCUGCUCUUCACCCUCAUCCUUGCGUGCAGGGUCACAGCACAGAGGUCGUGUUUUCGGCUUAUUUGUUGUGCAGUUUGCGUUCUCGUCCUCCCGAGGGUGCUGGCCGUCCCUCAGGGGCAAUGGUGACGCACUUCGGCUGCCUGGACAGAGCUGGGCAGGAGCUCCUGGGCAGAGCCAGCAGGGAAGGCGGCUGCCGGCCGGGUGGAGAGCAGCUGCUCUGCGGAGGGCCUCGCUCAGGUGCUUCCUUCAGCCACUCCGAGGCGAGAUGUGGGGCAGAAGAUUGUCCUGUUCUGCUGGGUUCGUCACAGCACAGGUCACCUGACCUCGUCAGUGGUCACGGAGGUAAAAACCCUCCUUCCAAAGUCCACACUGAAGAGUUAGAAUGGGUUUCGCAGGCCGUUCCGGGGCCUCCCCCAUCGUGCUGCCUGGGACCAGGCUUCUGCAGACACUAACGAGGGAGCUCUCGGAUGCAGACCCAGCAGGACUGACCACUCGAGCUGCCCCCCAGGGGCAGGCUUCCCUAGGAGACGGGUCCGACGGGAAGCAGGAGCUGGUCCGCGCGCAGAUGCGUUCCUUUUGCGACCGUUAGGGUUUUUUGUUAAGUGUUGUAACCAAAUAGUUGUUGUGUUUAGGAUUAAAAGACUGAGGAUGUAAAUACUUUGUAAACAAUCGUUUGUACUUGAACAGUAGGGUUUUGAAGAGCACUGAUCCCCCCCCCCCCAGGCAUAAUAAAAGUCUUUUUCAUA